CCAUGAGGCUCUUCUCCAAGCUGGAUCAGCUCAUCGACUUCUACCGGAAGGAGAACAUGGGCCUGGUGACCCACCUGCAGUAUGCGGUGCCCCAGGAGGAGGAGGAAGGCGGCGAUGAGCCGGAGGAGGAGCCAGAAGGCAUCCUGUCCCCACCUGAGCUACCACCCAGAAACAUCCCCUUAUUGAUCGGGUCAGGAGAGCCUAAGGAAGCGGCCAUUUGCAUGGAGAAUGUUCGAGUGCCCGAGGCCAGCCGGCCCAGCCUGUCCGAGACACUGCUGCAGCGACUGCAGACCAUGGACACCAGUGGAAUCCCGGAGGAGCACCUGAGAGCCAUCCAAGACUACCUGAGCACCCAGCUUGUCCUGGACUCUGACUGCGUGAAGACAGGUUCUGGCAGCGCACCCCACCUGAGAAAACUUACUGCGCACCUGUGCACGGAGCUCUAUGGAGAGGUGGUCCGAGCCCUUCCUGCCCUGGAGUCUCUGCAGAGGUUAUUCGACCAGCAGCUGUCCCCUGGCCUCAGGCCAAGGUCUCAGGCACCCGGGGAAGCUAGUCCGGCCAGCAUGGUGGCCAAGCUCGGCCAGCUGACCAGUCUACUGUCCUCCAUUGAAGACAAGUUCAAAACUUUGCUGCUUGAGAGCCCUGAGGGCCCCCACCGCCACUCCCACAUCCCGCCGGUUACCUUUGAGGUGAAGGCAGAGUCCCUGGCAAUUCCCCAGAAGCUGCAGCUCAAGGUCGAUGUGGAAUCUGGGAAGAUGAUUGUCAAGAAGUCCAAGGAUGGCUCUGAGGACAAGUUCUAUUGCCACAAAAAGAUCCUGCAGCUCAUCAAGUCCCAGAAAUUCCCCAAUAAGCUGGUGAUUCUGGUAGAGUCGGAGAAGGAGAAGACACUGCGGAAGGAAUAUGUCUUUGCUGAUUCCAAGAAGCGUGAAGGCUUCUGCCAGCUCCUACAGCAGAUGAAGAACAGACACUCGGAGCAGCCAGAGCCUGACAUGAUCACCAUCUUCAUUGGCACUUGGAACAUGGGUAACGCGCCCCCGCCCAAGAAGAUCACGUCCUGGUUUCUCUCCAAGGGGCAGGGCAAGACCCGGGACGACUCUGCCGACUAUAUUCCACAUGACAUCUACGUCAUUGGCACGCAGGAGGACCCCCUAGGGGAGAAGGAGUGGCUGGAGGCCCUCCGAAACUCCCUGCAGGAGGUCACCAGUAUCACCUUCAAGACGAUCGCUGUCCACACCCUCUGGAAUAUCCGAAUCGUGGUGCUGGCCAAGCCAGAGCAUGAAAAUCGCAUUAGCCACGUCUCCACCAACACAGUGAAGACGGGCAUCGCCAACACUUUGGGAAACAAGGGAGCUGUGGGGGUGUCGUUCAUGUUCAAUGGGACGUCCUUGGGAUUUGUGAACAGCCACUUGACUUCAGGCAGCGAGAAGAAGCUCAGACGGAACCAGAACUACAUGAGCAUCCUGCGCUUCCUGAGUCUUGGAGACAAGAAGUUGAGCCCCUUCAACAUCACGCACCGCUUCACACACCUCUUCUGGCUCGGGGACCUCAACUACCGCGUGGACCUGCCCACCUGGGAGGCUGAGACCAUAAUCCAGAAGAUCAAACAGCAGCAGUACCCAGAUCUGUUAGCUCAUGACCAGCUGCUACAGGAGAGGAGGGAUCAGAAAGUUUUUCUGCACUUUGAGGAGGAAGAAAUCACUUUUGCACCCACCUACCGCUUUGAGAGGAUGACCCGGGACAAGUACGCCUACACAAAGCAGAAAGCUACAGGGAUGAAAUACAAUCUGCCAUCAUGGUGUGACCGUAUCCUCUGGAAAUCCUACCCACUGGUACAUGUGCUGUGUCAGUCCUAUGGCUGCACCAGCGACAUCAUGACCAGUGACCACAGCCCUGUGUUUGCCACUUUUGAGGCAGGAGUCACCUCCCAGUUUGUCUCCAAGAAUGACCCAGGAACUGCUGACAGCCAGGGCCAGAUUGAAUUUCUGAGCUGCGUGGCCACCUUGAAGACCAAGUCCCAGACGAAGUUCUACCUGGAGUUCCACUCAAGCUGCCUGGAGAGCUUUGUCAAGAGCCAAGAAGGAGAAAAUGAAGAGGGGAGAGAGGGUGAGCUGGUGGUGCGAUUCAGCGAGACUCUGCCCAAGCUGACACCCAUCAUCUCUGACCCCGAGUAUCUGCUGGACCAGCACAUCCUGAUCAGCAUCAAGUCCUCCGACAGCGAUGAGUCCUAUGGUGAAGGCUGCAUCGCGCUGCGCCUGGAGGCUACUGAAACUCAGGUCCCCAUCCACACACCACUCACUCACCAUGGAGAGUUGACGGGCCACUUCCGGGGGGAGAUCAAGCUGCAAACAUCUCAGGGCAAGAAGAGAGAGAAGCUCUAUGACUUCGUGAAGACUGAGCGGGACGAGUCCAGUGUGCCCAAGGCCCUGAGGAGCUUCAGCAGCCACGACCCCAUAAAGCUGUGGGAACCUGUCAGCAGGGCACCUCCAUGUGGGGGCGCCGCCCUCACUGAAAUCCUCAACCCCAGUUACAUGGGCUUGGCACCCCAUGGACACCUGAAGCCAGCCCAGUCUCCUGAACAUCAGCCCACGGCCUGGAGCUAUGAGCCACUGCUGAGGGAUCCCCCUCUGGGGCCUGGACGUGGAGAGAGCCCCCCGACUCCACCCUGCCAGCCACCAGCCUCACCCAAGAAACUCCCCACAGCAGGCCGGGGCCCCAGCUCCAGGCCACAGGAGAGCAGGCCUAGUGGUAUGGGGAAGAACGUGGGGGAGCCCCCAUCUCCAGAGGACCCGCUGGCCAAGCCUGAGAUGUUCGAGAACCCACUGUAUGGAUCAGUGAGCUCCUUCCCAAAACCGGCGCCCCGAAAAGAGCAGGAUUCCCCCAAAACCAUGCGCAAGGAGCCGCUGCCCUUCCCGGACCCCAGCAGCCUGCUGGCUAAAGCCCCAGACCCUGAAGGCCCCAAGGGGACCAACAAGUCAGCCUCAGGCCCCUACGUGGUCAGCCCCACGCCCCGACUACGUUCCUUCACUUGUUCGGGCACCUCUGCGGGUGGUGACAAGGGCCCAGGGAAGCCCAAGGGCCCAGCGGGCAUACAGGUGCCAGUGCCCACCAAGAGGCCCAUCAAGCCAUCCAGGUCAGACCUGAACCAGCCCACACCACCCUGUCCGGCCCCACGGCCUCCUCUGCCAGCCAAGAGCCCCGCAGUGCUGCACUUGCAGCAUGCACAGGGCCGUGAGGGUCGAGAUUACCGGGACAACAGUGAGCUCCCGCACCACGGCAAGCACCGGCCUGACGAGCCACUCAGCAGGACUACCAUGCCGUGAAACCUUGGACAGAGGGGAGCCCUGCAAAGCCUCCUUCUCAGCCCCUCGGGGUCACUUGCUGGAACUCUCACUGUGCUUCCUCCAUGGAGGUCAGUCCAGGGCGAGGCUGGAAGAAGUGUAGCAGCCGGCCAUUGACAGACCCUCCAGGACUCCCAGAUGGACACUGACUGUACUUGGAACCCAGACAUCUCAGUUCAGCUGCCAUCUGGGAGAGACUAAAGUGUCCCUCGUGGCUAGAGACCUCAAUGAAUAUAAUAAUAAUAAUGACAGUAAUGAUAAUAAUAAUAAUAAAACAACAAUAAUAAUAAUAGCUCCAGGCCCGCACC
Molecule: messenger RNA, 3646 nt
Organism: Suncus etruscus (white-toothed pygmy shrew)
Lineage: Eukaryota; Metazoa; Chordata; Mammalia; Eulipotyphla; Soricidae
Gene: INPP5D
Product: inositol polyphosphate-5-phosphatase D
Exons: 25
Coding region: 3-3320 (1105 amino acids)
Biological process (GO): phosphatidylinositol dephosphorylation
Molecular function (GO): phosphatase activity
Source: RefSeq, a predicted model, not a curated record